AUGACACUUCUAAAGAUUUUAAAAGCGUAUGCGGAUAACAAAGUCAUGAGUGAAUUAUCGUCCGAGCAGGAAACAUUUGAUAAAGUUACUGCUGAAAUUUUAAUCCUCUUUUGGUGUAUGGCAAAUCGAACAAUACUUGUACCAUCAUUGAUUGUACUCGAUUUACCAAGCAGUGCUGUCAGAUGGUUGACUAAUUCUAACUGUUUGAAUGUAGAAGCGACCGAACCAUUGAUAAGGAUUAUCUACAAUAUGGCACGGCAUGAUGAUGGCGCAGAUGAAUAUAAUAAGCUUGAAGCUAUGGAAGUAAUCAAGAAGUAUCAGAAAAGAGAUGACAUUGCACAUAAUGAUAAACUAUCAUUGUGUUGUUCCUUAGCAAUUGCUCAUUUAUCCACUCCUGAGCAACUCAAACAUGACCAAAAAGAUAUGAAUGUCGUUCUUAAUCAAUUACUGCAAUUAACUAUGGAAGCUGCAACUAAGGAAGAUUUUACAUGUAAAGGUGUUCUUUACCAUGUCUCACAUCUAGUAGCUGUCUUAGCAAAACUGUUUGUUGUUGAUGAACGAACAGUUGACUAUGUCAUGGCACAUGCCGAAACAGAACCACCAUCCAAUAUGUUUUCUACCUUUAAGCUAUUUGCCGAUCUUCUCAUCGCUUUCAGCAAUUUAAUCACUAGUACGGAUCCGCUCAAUCAAUUCGCGUGUAUCGCUCUAUACAAUAUCAUUUGGAGUAUCUCAUUUCAGUCAGAAUAUCAAGAAGAAUUAAAACGAAACAUACAACUAAUAGAUACUGUUAAGAAACUCGCCAUGGAUGAACGCAGUCAGAUGUGUGAUCAAUACAAACCUCGAGCUCUGCAGAGUAUAAAGAAAGCAGCUGACGAAUUCGAACAAACGAAAGAUACAUUGAAAGUAUGGAUUGAUAUUCAACAAUGUGCAAUGGGUGAUCUAUGGGAGAAAAUUGCAGAUGGUAUUGAGCAUGCCGAUGUUAUUCUUUGUUUUAUAUCCGAAUAUUAUCAUCAAAGUAAAUCAUGUCGGCAAGAGUUGACUUAUGCUAUUGAUGAUUUACAAAAGCCUAUUAUUCCUAUUCUCAUUGGUGACUAUAAACCAAAAGGUUGGUUAGGAAUACGAAAAGCUGGAAUGAAAUAUAUUCGAUUUCGGAAUACUAGCGAACCGAAGCAGUCGGAAAUAGCGGAUUUAAUGGAACGAGUACGAGCUGAAAUUUCUCCUGGUAAAAAUAUCAACACAACUUUAACAGCACCUUCACACCAUGAGACUCACAACGAACUCAUUCGACAGAAGAGUCCACUUCAAGAGAUACAGUCUACUAUUAUCGAUUUUCCUCCUAUUCGUGAAUGGACACGUAGCGAUAUUCAUCUCUGGAACAGAGAUGCUUGA
Messenger RNA from Adineta steineri, 1389 nucleotides. The record is from the annotation of a GenBank genome assembly. NCBI's taxonomy places the organism in Eukaryota, Metazoa, Rotifera, Eurotatoria, Adinetida, Adinetidae.